Molecule: messenger RNA, 962 nt
Organism: Eublepharis macularius
Lineage: Eukaryota; Metazoa; Chordata; Lepidosauria; Squamata; Eublepharidae
Exons: 5
Coding region: 393-809 (138 amino acids)
Source: RefSeq, a predicted model, not a curated record
GCCUCUUUAAAACAAUCUCGUUGCUGGGCAGAUCUCUUCCUUCGAUCACCAAAUUCUGUGACAGGACGCUUCGGAUUAUGUAAACGAGAAGGAAAAGUCUGAACGGAUAAUAUUUAGAGUGACGAUGAGAAGGGGCGGAGAUACGCGAGGCCAAACAGUACGGAAAUUCACGGCCAGCAGUUAUCGCGUUGAAAAGAUGGACGUGGCUUAGACCCCACCCUCUCGAUUGGGUUCUUCCACUCUCCAUUAUUUAAAAUACAUAAGAGAGCCACCCUAGUGACGUCACUUCCGUUGCACGCUCUGCUUUUCCGACAGGAAGUUGAGGGUCAUCAAUGGAGCCUCCAGGGUCUGGAUCUUAAUACCUCCCAUGUUGAAGGCCUUCCAAUUUUGGAAUGGCAACUCCAUCACCGAACCCUCCACCAGACCUCCCUUUUGCCGCUACCUUGUUCCUGCCCCUCCCUGCCAUCAUCUUCUUGGCCGUUGGUUCCUACCUGCUACUCCUGGUCGUGGUCCUGGUCCUCCGACAGUGCCUACUGUCCCGAGGCAUUUGUGCCAACUGCUGUUCGUGCCAAAAGGGGUCUUUGCCAAGUGUGUGUGAAUGUUGUCUGGCCUGUGCAGAGUCAUGUGACUGUGCUCUCCCAUCCCCAGCUCGCUACCUGGAUGACUGCUGCCAUUGCACUAAUGGCUGGGACAUGGGGACUUGCUCCACCCUUCCCAGUUGGUGUCCACUCUGUGACUGUGCCUGUGCCUACCAGCCCCCAGACUGUCAGAGCAUCAAUUGCAUUUGCUUUGAGAUUAAACUACGAUAAGGGGCUCCAGAUCUGAAAACUACAGGAAAUUAUGUCCAUGAUUUAGAAGCAUGGGAGGUGUCUGUUCUCAUAGUAGACCAUAAAAGAGGGACUUGCCUGCCUGGCAAAAAGAGGUCUUCAGAACCAAGAGAGAUUUGAAAGUUCUUCCUGUUC